GACUUUACCUAUUAUUACUUACCAUCUAAUGCGCUAAAGAGGCGGACAGCCAUUGUCCUGGUCUAAUCUCGCAUCUUAUCUUAGCACUCUCUUAUAAGUGCCCUCUCUUAUAAGUUUUUCCCUCCGUCCGUCAAGUCGACUAGGUAUACAUGUGCCGCCUCCUUUUCAACACGUUCGCCAUGUGUACUCUUUGAAGUACCCAGCUUACACCAUAUAUCCAAUUCAUGUGCAUUGCCCUUCGACGGACGGCCCAUGGUCAGAGGCGUCCUUGCUGCUACUAGAAAUAUUUUGCGCUGAGACAUGGGUAUCGUCUAAUGAUAUCCGCCAAUUGCGACAGGCAGCGUUUACCUAGUUGAAAUAUCUAAAGUACCCCAGAUAAAUCUUAAAGAAAUGGCUGCUACCGUUGCUAAACCCGGCCUCAUUCCACGGGUCAUACAGGAACACAGCUUGCGGCCCGUCGCGAACACAGACACCAACAAUGUUCUCCAGCCAGAAGCUGACGUCGAUCCAAAAGUACCACCUCAACACCAGCGAUUAAAGCUGAGCGACUUUUCCCUCGUGAGGACUUUAGGAACUGGCACCUUUGCUAGAGUCUGUCUAGUCCAUCCUGCCGGCGCUAAAGAAGACGACCGUGACAAGGUGUUCGCUCUCAAGAUCCUACGGAAGGCCGAAGUUAUCAAGUUGAAGCAAUUAGACCACGUUCGAGACGAGCGUCGCAUACUAAGCGAUGUCGCUGGUCACCCUUUUAUUACCGAAUUAAUCACCACCUUCUCCGAUCACGAUUCCUUAUACAUGCUUCUCGACUAUGUCCCAGGUGGUGAGCUCUUUAGUUAUCUACGAAGACAUCGGCGAUUCCCAGAAGAAUGGGCCCAGUUCUAUGCUGCUGAGAUCGUCUUGGUACUCGAAUAUCUUCAUGACGACCAGGGCGGUGUCGCAUACCGCGACCUGAAACCAGAAAACCUCCUCCUGGACGGCCAGGGUCACGUGAAAUUGGUCGAUUUUGGGUUUGCGAAGAGACUCGGUAGCAGGGAUAGUAGACCUGUUGAGACCUAUACUCUUUGUGGUACACCCGAGUACUUGGCGCCCGAGGUUAUUCAGAACAAGGGACACACCAUUGCCGUUGAUUGGUGGGCCCUGGGUAUUCUGAUCUACGAGUUCCUUACUGGCUAUCCUCCAUUUUGGCAUCAGAAUCCUAUUGAGAUUUACAAGCAGAUAAUUGAGAAGCCCGUGCUCUUCCCCGCCGAACCCCCUAUCUCGCCUAACGCGCAAAACAUCAUCCGUUCGUUCUGUACUGUGGAUCGCUCUAGGCGAUUAGGAAAUCUCAUCGGCGGUACUCGUCAAGUUAAGGAGCAUCAAUUCUUCGAAGGCAUAGAUUGGAAUGCGCUUUAUAGCCGGCAAAUCAGGCCCCCGAUACAGCCCAACGUACGGUACCCGGGCGACGCACAGUGCUUCGAUAUCUACCCGGAGGACGAUGGUAAGCGGGAGCCAUAUACUAACGAACUGUCUCGUCAAUAUGACCACUACUUCGAAGGGUUUUAAAGAAUCAUGGAUAAUGAAAUAUCUUCCAACUAUCUAGACGAGGCUAUACGAAGGCAAGGCGUAAUUUGCGGGGUCAUUUGGCUACUAUAGGUAGAGAUUCCCAGCGACUUGGUUAUGAUGUAUUUAUGGGACCUACAUUCGCACGAUUUUCAGGAGUCUCGGUAGCGUUUGCUAUAUAUACUAUAAGAUAUUAUGAGGGGCAGUCUGAGGGCCCUAUCACGACAUCUAGGAUAAACUAGCGCAUCGCGGGGUUCUUGUUCC
Daldinia decipiens is the source of this 1800-nucleotide messenger RNA. Its product is annotated as Pkinase-domain-containing protein. The record is from RefSeq and is a predicted model, not a curated record. The coding region runs from base 391 to 1539 and encodes 382 amino acids. The transcript is spliced from 3 exons. Gene Ontology annotation, cellular component: nucleus; cAMP-dependent protein kinase complex. Gene Ontology annotation, molecular function: ATP binding; cAMP-dependent protein kinase activity. NCBI's taxonomy places the organism in Eukaryota, Fungi, Ascomycota, Sordariomycetes, Xylariales, Hypoxylaceae. Gene Ontology annotation, biological process: peptidyl-serine phosphorylation.